Penicillium waksmanii is the source of this 522-nucleotide messenger RNA. RefSeq lists its product as uncharacterized. Lineage: Eukaryota; Fungi; Ascomycota; Eurotiomycetes; Eurotiales; Aspergillaceae. The transcript is spliced from 4 exons. The record is from RefSeq and is a predicted model, not a curated record. Bases 1 to 522 code for a protein of 173 amino acids.
AUGGCCGGCGGUGCUGUCAAAGCUGCUAAGGCGGCAUCCCACGUCGUUCCACUUGCGCAGAAAUACACCCUUGAGUCCAAGGGUAUCUGGGACUGGGUCCGCCGCACCCUCGCGGUCGACCCGAACCGAUCAUCCGUCACCCUCCCCGCCGGUGACAUCGCCGACAACCCUUACUGGAAGCGCGACGCCCGGAGGAACUACCCGACACUCAGCACCAUCACCCAGGCUGACGCCGUGUCUCUCCUGACCGUCGGCAGCCAGGCCGCGCCCAAGGACGACGUCCUGCAGCUCGGCGAGGCUGGCGCCAAGCAGAUUGUCUCUGUCAAGGCGGAGGGCGAGGAGCGUGGUCUUGCCGGUUACUUCGAGAAGAACAAGUCUGGUGUUGCCAGCGUUCUGGGUGCCAAUGGCCUGCCUCCUUCCCCUACCAACCUCAACACUGUCCCUAAGGAGUCUCAGUCCACAUACCAACUCGGUACAGAGAAUGGUUACCCCGAUAUCUACCCGUGCCGCACUUUUGUUUGA